UGCAAAACUACAACCUGAUUCACAUAUGGGAUAGAUCUUGUUGUCAUUCAGACACAACACAAUGGCUUCAUCGGCUCGAAAACCAUACAGCUGCUGUGAAAGCUCUGGAUUUGUGCCCCUUGACACAUCAAAAACCAUUUUACUUAACUUUCGGAAAAGUUGUCUGCCACUUCCCAGUUGCCUCUAAGUACUGAUCUCUUCCUGAUCAGUAAAAACCAUUUUACUGAUCUCUAACUGUCCAAAACCACCAAAAAGUCAAAAAUCUACCAUUUCCGAGUUACAGUGAGGGCAGAGGAGGGUCAGUGGUUGAAAUUCAGUUGGAAGGGCGGAAGGUUGAUACUUUUCUUUUCGUUCUGAAUUCUGAUGCAAUGGGUGCUUACUGUUAGCAAUUGACUUGUGAACUGAAUUUAUGACUGCUAAUAUGGACAUUGUGAUGCCUCGAUGCCUUUCCUUCAAGGAAACUGAUUACUUUGAAAGACCCCUGGCAUCCAAGAGUUGUAAUGCAUCCAAGGAUUGGACUUCCAAGCACAACUUAAGUGGGCUAAUUUCAAUGUCCGCCACAAAGUGCGAGUUCUUGCGAAUGAAGAGCCCUCAAGCAAGUAGAUCUAGUUGGAGAACAGCAUUUGCUUUGAACACAGGUGGACUUCCCGAAAACAACCAGGAGAGCUUUGACAAUUCUGGUUCCGGUCUAGGUGCAACUCGUUUGGGGAGGAUUGUGGGUGCUGCAGGCAGGCAGCUUUUAGAAAAGCUUAGUUCAACUAAAAAGAAUUUUCCAAUGGAGGUUGAUGAGGGAACGUGCAUGGAGGAAACUGGAUCCGGUGCAGUAGCAUAUAUUGAUAAUGAAAAGGUUUCUGUUGGUACACUGGAUUGGACUAAAAGGAAGCAAAAGAGUACGCUUGAAAGUGAAGGACUGGCAACAGAGAGGAGGAAAAAGCCGGUUUCCUUAUUGUUGCUGCAAGCUGGUUGCUGGUUGCGAUCAGCCAUGAUGAAGGGUUUUGCUAUGUCGAAACAGCUGAGAUCAGAGUAA
This is a messenger RNA of Oldenlandia corymbosa var. corymbosa, 1027 nucleotides long. The record is from the annotation of a GenBank genome assembly. Lineage: Eukaryota; Viridiplantae; Streptophyta; Magnoliopsida; Gentianales; Rubiaceae.